CUCACUGCUCCAAAUCUUCAUAAAUAUAAACACUUCCACUCCCCACCAAACUAACCAAAGCUCAAAAAAAAAACCCUUCUCCCUUUUGUCUUCUCUUCAAACUCCAAAACACUUCCACACACAGCUUCUCUAGCCUACAACCAAUGGAUGAUUUGCUUUGGAAUAGUUCAUGGAGUAACGAAGAAAACAGUGGUUCCGAAGAAAGCUUAUUCGUCUCUGACGACCCGAGCCGAUGUUCGAGUCCACCUUUACAAGAGCUUCAAACAGUGGCAAGAAUUUUGGGGUUGCCAGAGAUCGAUACUUCAACGCGGGAGACAAGAGUAGGGAAAUUGGCUGAGGAUUCCAAGGUUUUAUUUGAAUGUGAAAAGUCGUGGCCGAUGGAAGUUACCACCGGUGGAGUUUUGUUCGAAGUGCUUGAAAAUGACAAAGGAAUUGCAUCAAAAGGUGGAUUUUUGGAUAUUUUGGAGAACCAAAAACCAAACCAACAAAACACCAUAAUAGAAAAUCAGCCAAGUUCAACCAACUCUACAACUCUAUCACCAUCUCCCUCUCCAUCAUCUUCGAACAUCGAAGAAAUCGAGCAGGCUGUUGAUCGAGAUCAAGUUGUGUCACAAAUGAAGGAAUGGAUAUACUAUGCAGCAGUGUUUAGGCCAGUAAACUUGGGAUUGGAGACGGUGGAGAAGAAGAGGCGGAAGAACGUCAAAAUGUCGAAGGAGCCUCAAACGGUUGCGGCAAGAAAACGAAGGGAGAAAAUAAGCGAAAAAAUUAGGGUUUUGCAGAGGUUAGUUCCUGGUGGGAGCAAAAUGGACAUUGGCUCCAUGCUUGACGAGGCAGCAAGCUACCUCAAGUUCCUUAGGGCACAAAUCAAAGCACUAGAAGGCUUAACCUACAAAUUUGGCUCUAUAGAUUGUCUCUCAACUUGCACCCCUUUGAACUCUACUUUCCCCACAAAUCCUUAAUUUUUCUCUUUAAAACCCUUAUGUACCAUCUUAUCAAAUAUAAAAUAGUUUGUCAAUUGUUAGAAUAAUUAGACAUUCCUAAGUUUAUAUAUUAUCAUA
Messenger RNA from Cucumis sativus (cucumber), 1058 nucleotides. Its product is annotated as transcription factor bHLH87. Gene Ontology annotation, molecular function: protein dimerization activity; DNA-binding transcription factor activity. Bases 144 to 959 code for a protein of 271 amino acids. The transcript has 2 exons. NCBI's taxonomy places the organism in Eukaryota, Viridiplantae, Streptophyta, Magnoliopsida, Cucurbitales, Cucurbitaceae. Gene Ontology annotation, biological process: regulation of DNA-templated transcription. The record is from RefSeq and is a predicted model, not a curated record.